Messenger RNA from Boeremia exigua, 237 nucleotides. RefSeq lists its product as uncharacterized. NCBI's taxonomy places the organism in Eukaryota, Fungi, Ascomycota, Dothideomycetes, Pleosporales, Didymellaceae. The transcript has a single exon. The annotation marks the transcript as partial. The record is from RefSeq and is a predicted model, not a curated record.
AUGACACGCUCGACCACAGUAUGGGUCGCUACCCUGGCCUUGGCCAGUAUGUCCGGCUCAGGCCCCGUCGGCACAGUCGCAGAGGCCAUGCCGGCCCCGCAGCCGAAGCAGACACAGGGCAAACCUCGAUACUACUUUCCGCGUCACGUAAAGCGCCAAAUCAACACAGACGCAGCUAACGCUACGGCACCCGCAACACCCUCCUCGUCUUCGACUCCUGUAUCCUCGAGCUCGAGC